This is a messenger RNA of Hemiscyllium ocellatum (epaulette shark), 3095 nucleotides long. Its product is annotated as signal-transducing adaptor protein 1-like. The transcript is spliced from 13 exons. Bases 177 to 1394 code for a protein of 405 amino acids. Gene Ontology annotation, biological process: positive regulation of B cell receptor signaling pathway; cell surface receptor protein tyrosine kinase signaling pathway. The record is from RefSeq and is a predicted model, not a curated record. Gene Ontology annotation, molecular function: signaling adaptor activity; protein kinase binding. Lineage: Eukaryota; Metazoa; Chordata; Chondrichthyes; Orectolobiformes; Hemiscylliidae.
ACUCGGGCAAUGUUCUCAUUGGGUGCUGUCUUUUAGGUUCUCUCCCUGUCGCUUUAACACAGAUUGGAAGUGGAACAGUCAAACGGCACAGUCACUCUAAGCUGCAAGUGUCCGUCGACACCGAUUGCUUCAUCUCAUCGUUAAUGAAUAACAGUGACUACGUUUGUUGAACAGAAAUGGCUGCUUCCAGAACAAACUUGAGGCUGGUCUUUCAAAGACGUGAGAAGAUUACUUCCCUGCCUUUGUAUUAUGAUGGGAUUCUGUGGAAAAAAAGCUCGAGGGCUAAGAACUUCCAAAGAUACUGGUCAGAGUUACGAGGAUCUUCAAUAUUCUUUUAUUGUGAUGAAAAGGAAUCAAUGUACACAGAAAAACUGGAUCUCCAACAUUUUGUAUCGAUCGAAGAUGACAACAGUGGAGGUAAAGACUCCCAAGCGGCUAGCUUUCGACUGCAGUUGAUCAAUGAGGGGGUGAAGCUGAGGGCUGAAAAUGUGGAAGCUAGAGAAGAAUGGAAAGGUUACAUUAUUACAGUCUCUCAGUUGGAGGUUCCCCGUGAUUUAUCACUGCUGCCAGGACAGACGCUCUGUCUGGAAGAGGUGGUUAAACAAGAAAGACUUCGUCAGUCAAGUGCUCCAGUGAGACCAGAAUUGCAGAGAAUUUUGGUGGAGAAGCCUGAUCCAGAUCUCUAUGAUGAUGUGUUGACCGCAAUGCCAAAGUGUUUCUACAAAAUUUCUCGAAAUGAGGCUGAAGCCAUGUUGGAAAGGCACCCUGAGAAUGGGAACUUGAUACUACGGCCUUCCACCGAGAACACAAACUACUCAAUCAGUACUCUGAUCACACAAUGCAGUAAGCGAGUCCUAAAACACUACAGGGUGACCUGUGAAGAGACCGGGUUUAUCAUUUGGGUGGACAAUCCGGUCACAUGUAGGACCCUUCAGGAAGUUAUUGAUCAUUUUAUAAAAGAGACCAAAGGGGUUUUGAAACCGUACAUAGACUCUGAGGUGUAUGCUGACAAAAUUGAGGUGUCUAAAAGUCCAAAUGAAAAGGCAAACAAGACGUUGCCUGUAUCAAGAGUAGCCCCAAUUCAACAUUCUCCAGUCCUACCACCUGAGCAUCCAGGCAUCCCAGGAAAAAUGAAAUUUCCAACCCAAUCUCCACGAAAGCAGCCUUUAAAACAAGAAGUGAGCAGCAGAAGUCCAGUGAACAUGGAACCUGAGCCAAGUUACAUGAAUGAUGAACUUCUUCUAAAACUGAACCAGGUGAUCAUAGCAGAUGAUAGGCCUCCAACCCGUACUCCUCCAAAACCAAGAUCAUCUCGGCUCCUUGCUGCAGGUGGAGCUAGUAGUGAUGAACUAAUGGCAAAGCUGAACGAGAGACGGGCAAGACUGGGAGAUUAACAAACUGUGAUUCAAAUGCAUAUUUAUGUUACUGAGUUAGAGAAGCUGCAAACACAAGCAUUGCACUUCGGUUGAAAUCACUGACUCUUUGAAUGUAAAGUACAUCAAAGUAAACAAAAAGAAAAAGUCAGAAUUCUGCGUUUUACCAAUCCACGUCUCUUUAGCCUCAAACUCCAGUGACGUGAAAGGUGAUAUUCUGUCAAGAACAAUUUAAGACCUAGUCCUGUGGUUGGAAAAUCUAAUGAUAAAUUUGAAACAUCGAAUGCAUCUUUCUGUUCUGAAUUCUAGAGGACUUUUAAUUAGGAACCCAUAAGCUAAUGUCCAAGAGCAAACUUUUAAAUCUCUGAAACUUAGGUGGCAGAUACCUACAAGAUUGAGUGAAAAAAAUGAAAGACUGGCGUGGAAGAUAAUCUUGCAAGUUGAUAAUUGAAGGAUUGUUAGUGAUAUUGCAAUGCUAUUAUUUUCGAAGCUUCACUCAGGUGGUGCAAAUGCAGAAAGAACUCAUCGAUCACACCCUUAAAUAUCCCAAAGUGAUACAGCAUCUGAAGUAUUUUGGUGCUGUUGUAGUGAAGGGACAGCCUAUUUGUACAAGGCAAGGUCCCACAAACACCAAUGGAAUUAUCUGAUUAUUAUUCAUUUUAGUGAUGUUGGUCGAGUGAUCAAUAUAGGUCUAGUGACCAGGAAAUUUUACCUAACAUUUUGCAAAUAGUGACAUGGAAUUUUUUACACACCCAAACAGCUGGUGUCUUGAUUUAGCAACUUACCUUUAAAAAUCUUUUGACUUGGAGGUAAGAGCAUAGUGGCUGAAGUAUUACAAAAUUCAGAAAAGGGAUAUAAUGCUUGCAAAUGUAUCACUUUCAAUUAGGAGUUGAGAGGAAAUUCAAGCCAGUGUUUCCACUGGUAUCAUCAAAAAUAUGAGCAGGUAGCAUGUAAAUUGAAAGCUGAAAUUCUGUAGAACUCACCUAAGUCUGUUUAUCAAUCACAUUGUUUUCCCCUUGCUUUUAGAGCAACUCUGUAUCCAUCUUUCACUGACUGCAUAUCCCAAGACCACAACUUUUAUUUUUGACCUUUCACUUUCCAAUUUCAUAUUGCUGUUUAAAGUGGUUGAGGUUUUAAUUGAACAUUUGUCUUCCAAGUGCUGCCAAAGGCAGUUUCAAGAUUAUGCAACAUACAGGUGUUCCGAUCAUUGAAUCGUACAGAAAAAUGGCAUUCAGCCCACCUUACCAAUUUUUUUUCAGAAGUAUGGUUACAAAGCCAAGCAGCAAAGCGUAGUAUUUACAAAUGAAUUGUACCCGUAUUGAUGUUGUAGUUAGCGAAGUGCGGACUGCAAUCUUUUAAUCGAGGGAACAAAGGUAAUUUUACCAUGCUGUUGAUUGGGAUUAUUGAAUAUUUGCCAUUGGGACCAGAUCCCCUGUAGUAAUGUUCUCAAAACUCAGGCAACUUUAUUGCUUUGAAAGGAUUUAUUUAUGUGUGCUGUAUCAUUACUGAUGGAUAAAACUAAACCAGAACAUUAGGAUUAAACCUUCCACAACAUCGUGGGCCAAAGGGCCUAUUCUGUGCUGUACUUUUCUAUGUUCUAACAUCUGAAGCUCUUAUUAUCAGCCACUUUGGAGUUUUAUGUAAAUUGGUGAGCGCUGAUUUCACUUUUUGUAGCUUGAAGUAUGUAAUGCACAACAAUCCAGAGAAAUAAUAAAACAUACA